CAAGGAGCGAGCAAUGUGAGUUGGCACGCCACCCCCACCUCCCCCCAACCAUCCCCUCGAUGCAUUGGAAAAAAAUUGAGUUCUUCGAGGUAACUCUGAGUUGAGCCUCAUCCGAUUCUCGUUCAGUGGCUCAACCAUGGAUUUCGCAAAUCCAGCCAUGUUCAAUGCCGGAAUCGAGCAGCUGUACCCAGAUGCCGAAAAGGCUGGAGAUAUCAGACCAUCCAAGGGACUCAACGUACUGCUCGUUCCAAAUAUCGGGUCUGGAACUGUGCAAAAAUGGUCCAAAAAUAUCAAUGACAUUCCCUGGCCGAUUCGUCUGUUUCCAGCGCAGUCGGAUGGCGUCAGGGUGCUGCAGUUUAAAUAUAAUGCAGAGUUUAGCCGUCAAUUCUCCUGGAUCAGUUAUAUCGAUUUGGGAAGGGAGCUCCUAGAGUGUCUUCUCAACAAUGCCUCUACAUAUCAGCUAUGGAGCUACCCAUUAUUGAUAGUGGCUCACGGAUUUGGUGGAAUACUCGUCAAGAAAGUGGUCUCGCUGCUCUGUGACGGGAGUUUUGACCCAUCCCUCCGGAGGCUAUUGGACACUAUCAAAGGACUUGUCUUCCUGGGAACUCCGCAUCCGAUCUCAGAGGGAGCUGAAUCAAAACAGCAAUUAGAUGAGCUUGUAUGCUCAUAUGGCCGCUUCUCGACAGACACUAUACGAAAAGUCAACGAGGAAAUUGCGGCUUUAUGGACAGUUUCCUCCAAAUUCGAAAAGAUUUCAUUUGCACAGGCUAUUUUGUCGGGUUUCGAAACUCUUCCCACGCGCUACCAUUAUGGCACUUUCAUUACGCGUCGAAAGAAAGUGCUUGUCGGCCAAUCUCUGGCGGCGACCUGCUUGCCGUCUGAGAAAUUGAUCGGAAUCAGCGCAAACCACAGAGAAGUGUGCAGUGUGCUCGGUGGGUCAAGGAUCCAUGAUGCCGUCACUGAACUCACCACAAGUCUGUUGGAAUUUUCAGAGGAUGUGACAAGCGAUCCAGGUUUGAGAGAGUCGCUACAAACUCCAAAUAGUGCCAAGAUGUGGCUAAAUACUCCCACUGCCUCAGAAAUCGAUCCUGCAAAAGCUCCGCAAAGCAAAAGCGGACUCGCCAGCCCACAAGUAUCUCUCCAGGUAACGGUAGGCUCGGAUGAUCUCUCUGGUUAUGAGAUCCUUCCAGCCAAAGGGGGACCUGUCAGCGAGAUUCCAGCCGUCAGGCUUCCAUGCUAUAUUUUUGAGAAGGAUCAUCCGCCAGGGGAAUGCUACGGUCGAAUGAAAAUACUGGACCAACUAGAUGAGACUUUACUCCCACCAAAAACCGGCGGGAAACCGUCGGCGGCGGCAGAUCGUGUUCGAUCAUUUGCCCUCUGUGGCCCUGGUGGAAUCGGAAAGACCCAGAUUGCCGCGGAAUUUGUCAUGACUCGAAAGGCCGCCUUCGAUGCGGUCUUUUGGGUGAAUGCAGAUAACGAAGUCAAGCUCGCCGAGAAUUUCAACCAUAUCGCUGCGAAAUUAGGGUUAGUCAACGAACUUGACCAAGGCGGCGCCGUUGUCAGCCGAGACCGGGUCUUAGAAUGGCUCAACAGUCCAUCUAAACACGGGAGGAGUGAUUCCAACUAUGAUUUCGGAGUCAAAGAGGAGAUUGCCAAUUGGCUUCUGGUGUUCGACAAUGCAGAUACUCCAGAGAUACUUGCAGAGUACUGGCCUGUUGCUGGCGUUGGAUCAAUUCUGGUCACCAGUCGCGACCCAGUGGCUAAAACGCAUUUUUACUCUUCUGGCGGCAUAGACCUGGAACCGUUCGAUCGUAUCGAAUCGGCAAAAUUUCUGCAAACUCUGACCGGGAACGACAAUGAGGCAGAUUAUGAAGAAGCUUUGGUAUUAGCUGAUCGCUUAGAUGGACUGCCUCUAGUCCUCGUUCAAGUGGCAUCGGUCCUCCAACAACAAGAUCUCUCGUUCAGUGAGUUCCUUAGCUUGUACAACGACCCAAGAUUUUUAGCAGACGUUCACACUACGGUGAUUGCCGGGCUACGUGAAAAGAAUAAGCGAGCGCUCCUUAACGUGUGGCAAUUCGAAAAUCUCCCGGGCUCCGCACAGCGAUUGCUCGACCUGAUCACCAUGGCAGAUCCCGAUGCCAUCCCGGAAGUCAUCUUCAUUCAUCCCGACCUCGAAGGCUUGUCCGCAGAUGUCCCGGUCGACGCACGCACGUUUGAGGUGGCGCGAACAAGCCUGCUUCGGGGCUCCCUUAUCCGCAGAAUGAAAGAAGAGAAAUCCAUUAGAAUUCACCGAGUGAUCCAGGACGCUGCGCGGGCGAGAAUGUCACCCGAUAUGUUCAACGGCGCUUUCAAGUCUUUUGCUGAAUUGGUGCACGCCACAUGGCCUCGCGGGGCUUUUAAUAUGAGCCACGAAGUCCAGUAUUGGACGCUUUCCGCCAGGCUCCUGCCGCACAUUGAACAGUUGAGGCAGAUAUACUUGGCUCAAGAUCACAGGAACAGGCUCAAUCUUGCGUCUGUGCACUUUGGGAAACUGCUCAUCGACGCAGCGUGGUAUCAUAUGGAAAGAGGGAAUCAUCCCAGCAUGCUCCCAUUUCUAGAAUGUGCCGAGACUGUACUCACAGCUGCGGGUCUUGGAUCAUCUAUGUCAAUGGCUCUAUGUCAUUUCUGCUUCUCUGCCAGCUUGCAGUGGCUGAGGAACUCAGAUAAGGUUCGAUAUCACUGCGAACAGAGCAUCCGCAUAAGCCUACUGAAUCGCGAUGAUGACAAUCUGGCCACUGCGUAUACUGAGCUCGGAACGCACUAUCUCGCGGUAAACAACUAUGAACAGGCACUGGAGUUUUCCAAGCGGUCUAUCGACAUUCAGAACACAUUUUUAAAUCAAGUGACGGAUCCAGCGACGAUCAAAAGUGCGCGGUACCUGGCCACGUUUCCCAAAUGCCAUUCUGCCUAUGCACUGAUUGGCCUAGGACGCCCGGAUGAGGCAGAAGAGCUGCUUAGACCCCUUGUAAAUUGGUAUGAUAGGGAAUGGGGCCUACUAAACAAUCGAUCAUACAAAACUGGAAUGGCAAUCCGUGCUUUAGCAAAUACCCUGGCCGCCCAGAAUCGCAUGGAAGAAAGUUUUGAGCUCCAGGAACUCGCCCUGCGACAGUAUCGACUGACCAUCGGAGAUAAUCAUCCCCAUACGGCUGGUACGAUGCUCAAAGUGUCCGACCGCUAUGUCCAGCUUGGAAACCUUGAUAUCGCAAAUGCUCUGCUCGAUGAAGCCUUGAAAGUAUGGAGUAACCGUCCAUAUUUCCGACCCGAAAAGGCGUGGACAUUAUACAAGAAAUCGUGUAUUGUGCCAGCGGGCGACAUUUCGACGGUCAAUGAUUUAUGUGCCCAAGCGCAAACGCUUCUAAGAAGCUUUGCGGAAGAUAUGAAACUCACGAUAAUCACCGGUCCAUCCGGCGAAAUUGAAUACCAGAAUUAUGUGAUGUUCUAUUUCCGCUGA
Penicillium brasilianum is the source of this 3490-nucleotide messenger RNA. Lineage: Eukaryota; Fungi; Ascomycota; Eurotiomycetes; Eurotiales; Aspergillaceae. The record is from the annotation of a GenBank genome assembly.